GAAUUUUUUGCUAUUUUUUUAUUUUAGCCAGCGAAUGUAAAUUUAACAUUUUCUGUUUUAGCCUUCUGUUAUCAUUCUUCAUUGAUAACUUAUAAAAUGUCAGUAACAUUACAUACCGACGUAGGCGACAUAAAAAUUGAACUUUUCUGUGAAGAUUGCCCUAAAGCGUGCCAAAAUUUUUUAGCCUUAUGUGCUAGCGAGUACUACAAUGGUUGUGCCUUUAUACGGAAUAUAAAAGGUUUCAUUGUACAAACUGGUGAUCCUACGAAUACAGGAAAAAAUGGAAAAUCAAUUUGGGGAGCAAAAUUCGAAGAUGAAUUCAAAGACACGCUCAAGCAUUCCGAUCGCGGGAUGAUCUCAAUGGCAAAUAAUGGGCCGAAUGCAAACUCUAGCCAGUUUUUCAUUACAUACGCGGCACAACCUAAUUUAGACCUUAAGUACACCCUUUUUGGAAGAGUAAUUGAUGGAUUCGAUGCUUUAGACGAAUUGGAAAAACUACCAGUGAAUCCGAAAACUUAUCGUCCUCAUAUUGAGAAGAAAAUCAACAGUGUUACUAUACAUGCGAAUCCCAUAGCCGGAUAAAGACGGCAAUAGUGGAAUUAUUAGUAUUUAUAAAAAUAAUAUUGAUAAAUGAAUCCGUGGCGUGGAUGAAAUACAAGAUAUUUAUAUUUUGUUUUGCACAAUACAAU
Messenger RNA from Ceratitis capitata (Mediterranean fruit fly), 689 nucleotides. Its product is annotated as peptidyl-prolyl cis-trans isomerase-like 3. Gene Ontology annotation, cellular component: catalytic step 2 spliceosome. The coding region runs from base 97 to 582 and encodes 161 amino acids. Gene Ontology annotation, molecular function: peptidyl-prolyl cis-trans isomerase activity. The record is from RefSeq and is a predicted model, not a curated record. Gene Ontology annotation, biological process: protein peptidyl-prolyl isomerization. NCBI's taxonomy places the organism in Eukaryota, Metazoa, Arthropoda, Insecta, Diptera, Tephritidae. The transcript is spliced from 4 exons.